AAAGAUAAGUGUCAAACCUCUCUCUCCCACUUAUAGUCAAUCACAUGCACUUUUUUCCUCCCAUUAUUAUUAAUAAUAACACUAAAAAGCUUCUCCUGUUUGAAAAAAAGCUGGAACGAUAAGAUUUUUAAUUAGACAACAAGGAUUUUCCUGGCCAUGCUAUAUGGUAGAGGAAAAAUAAUAAAAGGUGGGUUUGUUUUUUGCAUGUUUUUAGGUUGAUGAGCUUUUGGGAGAUAUGUCAGGUAGUGCUUGCAGCAUAGUUUGGUUCAGGAGGGAUCUGAGAGUUGAAGAUAAUCCUGCACUUGCAGCUGGUGUUAGAGCUGGCGCUGUUGUUGCGGUUUUUGUAUGGGCACCUGAAGAAGAAGGCCAUUAUUACCCUGGAAGGGUGUCAAGGUGGUGGCUGAAGCACAGUUUAGCUCACCUUGAUUCUUCUUUGAGGAGCCUUGGUACUUGUCUCAUCACUAAGAGAUCUUCUGAUAGUGUUUCCUCUCUGCUUGAGGUUGUUAAAUCUACUGGUGCUACUCAGCUCUUCUUCAAUCACUUGUAUGAUCCUAUAUCACUGGUUAGGGAUCAUCGGGCAAAGGAGGUAUUAACAGCCCAUGGUGUAGCAGUUCGAUCGUUCAAUGCAGAUUUACUUUAUGAACCCUGGGAUGUAAAUGAUGCUCAAGGACGCCCUUUCACUACUUUUUCUUCUUUCUGGGAAAGAUGCCUGAGCAUGCCCUAUGACCCUGAGGCUCCACUUCUUCCUCCUAAGAGAAUCAUUUCAGGCGAUGUGACAACUUGCCAUUCGGAUGAAUUGGUGUUUGAAGAUGAAUCAGAGAAGGGAAGCAAUGCGCUUUUAGCUCGAGCAUGGUCACCUGGUUGGAGUAAUGCUGAUAAGGCUUUGACCACAUUCAUUAAUGGACCUCUAAUUGAGUACUCUAAGAAUAGAAGAAAGGCUGAUAGUGCCACCACCUCAUUUCUCUCUCCCCACUUGCACUUUGGGGAGGUGAGCGUCAGAAAAGUCUUUCAUCUUGUCCGCAUCAAGCAGGUUCUAUGGGCCAAUGAAGGGAAUAAAGCUGGUGAGGAGAGUGUUAACUUGUUUCUCAAGUCAAUUGGUCUGAGGGAAUUUUCAAGAUACUUGAGUUUUAACCAUCCUUACAGCCAUGAAAGGCCUCUUCUUGGGCAUCUUAAGUUUUUCCCUUGGGUAGUGGAUGAGGGCUAUUUUAAGGCAUGGAGACAAGGUAGAACUGGUUAUCCAUUGGUGGAUGCUGGCAUGAGAGAGUUGUGGGCCACUGGCUGGCUACAUGACCGGAUAAGAGUCGUAGUUUCAAGUUUCUUUGUAAAGGUUCUGCAGCUUCCUUGGAGAUGGGGUAUGAAGUACUUUUGGGAUACCCUAUUAGAUGCAGAUUUAGAGAGUGAUGCUCUUGGUUGGCAGUAUAUAUCCGGUACUCUUCUGGAUGGCCGUGAGUUUGACCGCAUAGAUAAUCCACAGUUUGAGGGUUACAAAUUUGACCCACAUGGAGAAUAUGUCCGAAGGUGGCUCCCUGAACUUGCAAGAUUGCCAACAGAUUGGAUUCACCAUCCAUGGAAUGCUCCUGAAUCUGUACUCCAAGCUGCUGGAAUUGAGCUCGGAUCAAAUUACCCUCUUCCUAUUGUAGGAAUAGAUGCUGCAAAAGAUAGGUUGCAAGAAGCACUUUCGGUGAUGUGGCAACAAGAAGCUGCUUCAAGAGCUGCAAUUGAGAAUGGAACUGAAGAAGGCCUAGGAGACUCUAGUGAAUCAGUGCCAUUUGCCUUCCCUCAAGACAUACAAAUGGAGGAAAAUGUUGAACCAGCAAGGAACAAUGCUCCAGCUACAACUCGGCGAUACGAAGAUCAGAUGGUUCCUAGCAUGACUUCUUCUUUGGUGAGAGGCAUACAUGAAGAAGCUUCUUCGGAUCUUAGAACUUCAACAGAAGAUAGCAGAGCAGAAGUUCCAAGAAACGUUAAUAUACAUCAAGAACCACAAAGAGACUCAUUAAACCAGGGAAUUCAGCUAACAGCUCGUAACAACAACACUUUUCGGCAAUUUAAUCUCCCAAUGGGGUUGGGAAAUGCUGAGGAUUCCACAGCAGAUUCAUCUACUAGCAGUAGUAGGAGAGAAAGGGAUGGCGGAGUUGUUCCAGUUUGGUCUCCUCCAGCUUCUAGUUAUUCAGAGCAGUUCAUAGGUGAUGAAAACGGUAUUGGUACGAGCUCAUCUUAUUUACCAAGGCAUCCACAGUCCCACCAAAUAGUAAACUGGAGGCGUUUAUCUCAAACUGGGGAAAACUAUUGAACGCUGCUGUUGGACAUAGAUGAAAUCUCCAACUACGAGAUUUGGAUGGGAUCAGACUUCAGAGUAAAGCUCAUUAUGCUUGCUUUUUAUGCUCUCGGGCUUUUCUGGUUCAGGUGCUCGAAGAACACUGUACACAAAAGUUGCGGCCAUUGCUCCAAGAACUGGAGCUACAAUAUAGACCCAAAGGUUUUCAUAAACACCGGAGACAACAGCAGGGCCUAAACUUCUUGCAGGGUUCAUCGAAGCUCCGGUAAUCGGCCUGCCAAAUAUAUGGAGAUCAUAAAUUUUACGAUAUGAGGUAUGAUCGAAAGAAUUGUUCAUGAAAUAUAAAAAAAGAAUGGAAUGUUGCUGGGAAAGUUCACUUACCCAGCUACAAUGACAUUAAACAGCACUGUAGCACCUAUUGCAGCUCCAGCGACAGCUUUGCACUGCUUUGGUCAAUCGAAGAUUCAGAAUAACUAUAAUUAACAUUUGUACAUAAAACAUAGCUUAUUCCUGAGGAAUUGAAAAGAACAUAAAACAAGGUAUCGACAUACCGCUCUGUGGUCAGUGGCGAUUGCACAAACAUUGAACAUCAAUAUGAAAGUCGCUAUAAAUUCCCAUGCAAAGGCUUCAAGAUCACUAGUUGAAUCUUUGUAUUGGGUCACUGUUACUUCAAUACCUCGGUAAUGAAACAAGGCCCUGAGGGUCAAGCUUGCAAGAGUUGAUCCAAGCAAUUGAGACACCAUAUACAUAGGUACCUUGACCGAUAAGGAAGCCGGAUUUCAGUGCAUGAACUUGUACUAAAGAGAAGUGAAUAUGUUGCAGUAAAAUGGUAAAAAUGUUUGUAAUUAGACAUUCCUUACAAGUUUCCAUGAAAAUUUCUGACCAGCAGCCAAGGCAAGAGUGACAGCAGGGUUGAAAUGGGCACCGGAGAUAUGGCCAACAGCAUAAAUUGCUGCCAUCAGAACCAUGCCCCAUACAAUUGCUAUGCCCACAAUAGUUAGUGGUUCAAAAUCGUUUAUAAGAGCUGACCCACAACCUAUAAAGAUAAGAAAGUAUGUGCCUAGGAGCUCUGCAACAGCCUGUUUACACAGUUUAUUUAGCAAAAGAGAGCAAUAUUCUUUUUGUCAUGUAUAAUGAUGAAAAUAUGUGACAGCCAGACAGACAAGAAGCAAGCACAUUCAUUUUUACCUUCUGCAUGGUUGACGGAAGAAUUUCAUUAUUAACGCAAAAUUCUGGUAAAUGUUUAACUUUUGCUUCUUCCAUGGUACGGCGUUUUGUAGGCGGUGGAAGUUUAGGAGAGGCCGCUUCUACAGAGUGUUUCAUAGGCGAAUGUUUUGAGGAGAAGUCUUCGGUAAUUGAAGGCGUGUUGGCCAUUGUAGCUGUUAGAAACUAGACCGAACUGCAGUUCAGAACUUUGUAAGGACACUUCAUUAAAUUGCUAUGGAUUCAAUAUUCUGUCUUCAUAUAUAGCAGCAGAUUCAAUCUGGGAUUAUGUUUUUAUUUAAAACUAAAGAGCAAGUGUUUGGAAGACAUAUCGGGAAUCAUUAGAUGGUAUCAAAGACUUGAACUCUUCAAAUAAGGUCAUUUCCUGACAGACAAAGACAGCCAGCCAAACAAAGUUUUUCUUUAUUUUUAUAAUAUUUCACUAGGAACACUGAAACCGAAUCAUUGGUCGGCAAAUCAUGGUUUCAAGAACUAUGAAUUCCAAUUACUUUGUCCCUGUCUGUCACGAAGGGCUUAUUAAAUCUAGACAAAUGGAAUGAAUUAAAUUUCAGACACAAAAUCUAGGAAAAGGAGUAGUUAUUUUCUAUAUUCAGGAUUGCAAUUAUAGGAUUCUUAAGCCUACCUGGUGGCUGCUGGCUAACCUUUUAUUUUUUUAAUAUAUAGCAUAUUCUGUAGAAUGUUUUUGGUGAAUUUUAUCCGGCAUAUGUUAAAGCUUAUUUCUUUUGUGA
Gossypium raimondii (Peruvian cotton) is the source of this 4230-nucleotide messenger RNA. Its product is annotated as cryptochrome-1. The record is from RefSeq and is a predicted model, not a curated record. Gene Ontology annotation, cellular component: cytoplasm; nucleus. Gene Ontology annotation, molecular function: DNA binding; blue light photoreceptor activity; FAD binding. NCBI's taxonomy places the organism in Eukaryota, Viridiplantae, Streptophyta, Magnoliopsida, Malvales, Malvaceae. The transcript is spliced from 5 exons. Bases 236 to 2293 code for a protein of 685 amino acids. Gene Ontology annotation, biological process: circadian regulation of gene expression; blue light signaling pathway; entrainment of circadian clock by photoperiod.